Messenger RNA from Cryphonectria parasitica EP155, 1038 nucleotides. RefSeq lists its product as uncharacterized. The transcript has 5 exons. Bases 1 to 1038 code for a protein of 345 amino acids. Lineage: Eukaryota; Fungi; Ascomycota; Sordariomycetes; Diaporthales; Cryphonectriaceae. The record is from RefSeq and is a predicted model, not a curated record.
AUGAGGCUCGUUAUAAAGUUGGACCACGAGCACGAGAACAAGAUGUACACGUCUCUGGAUGUGGUGACGGAAUUCUCACUCGAAGCGAGGCUUCCGUCAUCAGACACGGUCACUAUCGGAUUGGAAUACAAUCCAACCCUCCUCUACCACAAGGUUCUUUACAUGUCCCAAGUCCUGUUCCCCAUCGCCCCGUUAAGCUCAUCAACACGGUACACGCUGGGCAAGGGACGGCAUUAUUUCACCUUUGGCAUCGACCUGUCUCUGCUCUCCCGUUGCAUAGACCUGGCAAAACUCCAAUCACCAGUUCUGGAGCAGGCCCACCGGCAGACUGGCUGUAUCUUCUAUGUGAUCUGCGCAACUGUCAAGGGAUGCGGUUCUUUCAGACGCGCGAUUCGCCAGAGGAUAGGGUUGACAUCGGUCCAAGUUGACUCUCCUAACAUCUCAUCUUCUGCUCGUGGGCCUUCCAAGGCCUGCCGCGUUCUCCCCGAAACCAUCCUCGGUACUGAGAUACCAUACGAGCUGGAGGUGGUCGAUGGGUUCCUCCCUCCCUACAGCCCUGCCCUUGUUCUCGGAGCGAGUGUCGGUGGCGGCGGUUUCCUACGUGUUGGCGAUGCUUUGCCUCUGAGCCUGUGGGUUACAGUACCAACAGCUGUAUCGCAGAAGCUCAAGAUCUCCCUGCGAAGCGUCCGUCUCUCCCUCAUGAAUAUUACUGUUGUCGACAAAGGCGGACGGCGAGAGUUCACGCUCACGGGUACCGUUAUCCGACAAGUCUUCUUCAACCUUUCCCUGGAGACAAGACCCGGCGCAGAAACCACGCAAAUCGAUCCUGCGCUGUGGCAAGGCGCUCUUGUCCCAUCACAGCCGUCGCCAGAGCGCUUUGCAGACGAAGUGGAUCAAGAAAACAUGCUGCAGGUCCUCUGUGAGUUCUCCUCUGACAAGUUAUCAGAUACUACGUUUGUGACAUUGCUGAUCCCCGUUCACGUCGCCGCCGCCGAGCCGCCACCAAGUUACGAAGUAAUCACUGAUUGCACCUCAUGA